AUGAAUGGCAAGAUCUUUCUGAGCGAUAAGGUCCGUCAGAGAAGAGGUAUCGAAGAGAAUCCGCCAGGGGUUUCUUUUCACGCUUUCAAGCUGAGAAUCAAUACCAGCCAGUUCGGCCCGCAGCCGAUCGCUAGCUUCCGCAAUCUGCAUUUGAAUUUCAUGGCCCAUAUCCUUCACUCUGCGACUGACUUCAAGGAAGAGGUUGUUGGCCUGGGCUGUCCGGUUUCUGGCCUUCUGGCAGUUCUUAAUUGCCUCGUUUUGGAAAUGCUGCGCGAUCGUUACCUCGACUGGAGUGGUCGGAAAGUCAGGGAUCUGCCGAGUCCAUUCUUGGCCGAUAGCACUGAACUGCUGAACCUCGAUCAUCAUAUCGAUCAUUUGCUGUCGACCAUUGCGGAGGGUAGUCUUCACUUCGACCAAAGGUGCAUAUUGAUUGUACCUGGUUUCCGCGAAGCCAAUGGCCGAAAUGUUGUCACCAAGAAGGCGGAAAUUGAACCAGUUCCCCUCCAUGACCGUAGCCUUCACAUCUAG
Molecule: messenger RNA, 528 nt
Organism: Penicillium subrubescens
Lineage: Eukaryota; Fungi; Ascomycota; Eurotiomycetes; Eurotiales; Aspergillaceae
Exons: 1
Coding region: 1-528 (175 amino acids)
Source: RefSeq, a predicted model, not a curated record